ACACCGUUUCUAAAUCCAGCCAUUUCUCAACUCCAACGACAAUCCAUCUCCAACAAUUAUUCCAAUUAACUCAAGAUAAACUUACAAUCUCAUAUUCGAAUAGAAUACGAUCAUAUCAACUUCGGAAACCCGCCGAGAUCGCCCCAAGUAACACACGGCCAAAAUGGCGCAAACACCACAGCAACGGAAGAGCAACCAGAAGUUCGCCAAAGAGAACAGGGCCAAAAUGGGGAAGCCAGAGGGCACAUUGAAGAAGAAACAGCAAACCUUUAAGUCGCCGGUGUCUCCAACCUGGCUUGGUUCGUCAAAUCACUAUAUCCCGAUUGCUCUUCACCUGCUAAUCCGUCCGCUUUCUAGUCCUUUUAGCAUUCGUGGUGUUCGGUGGUCUGAUAUUCGAGUUAAUUUCGAGGGUAUUCUUCAGAUAAAUGAGGCGGAUCAAGGCGGUGGUGAAAUCGAUACGAGGGGUAAGCGCAACGUGGCUAUAUCCAACAAAAUGCGCGACCCAAACUUCAAGCUACACAGUGUACCAAACAUUAUAUCUCAGGCUCAAUUUAACAUAAGAAUUGAAGAUUGA
Messenger RNA from Pseudogymnoascus destructans, 574 nucleotides. RefSeq lists its product as uncharacterized. Lineage: Eukaryota; Fungi; Ascomycota; Leotiomycetes; Thelebolales; Thelebolaceae. Gene Ontology annotation, cellular component: endoplasmic reticulum. The coding region runs from base 164 to 574 and encodes 136 amino acids. The transcript is spliced from 2 exons. The record is from RefSeq and is a predicted model, not a curated record.